CACAGAUUGAGACUUGACAAGUACCAAGGUACGGUAGCUGCAAGCAGUGAAGGCCCAGUUGUAUGGCAGCCAAAGGGUCCAAUUGAAGAACUACUAGAAUUUAGAAGUGCGCCAGGCUGUGGCAGCUAAACUGUGUGCCCCGCUGCUCAUCAACAACGUUAAUGUGAUGGCAAAGCAAGAAGCAAAGGUCCGCAAGCGCGCUGUGGUAGAGACUGCGGCGCCCGUCUCGGACGCCAGCACAGAGGGGCCCGUCCCUGUGGGGGAGCCCCACCCGUCGCAGGAGUCCCGCCUGGCGCAGUACUACGGGAUUGUGGUGGUGGCUCUGGUCGUAUUUGCCAUCCUCUUCUACCUGGGCAAGAGAAAUGAAGUGCAGAGGCUCUGGUUCCCGGAGGAGCUGUCUGAAUACACGGGGGCAGAUGAUAAGCCCAUCCUGAUCGCUAUCCUGGGGACCGUCUUUGACGUCACUAAAGGUGCUGAUCAUUACGGGCCAGGAGGAGGGUACUCGCAUUUCGCAGGCAGGGACGCGUCUGCUGCGUUUGUGACGGGCGACUUCAGCCCCGCGGGGCUGACGGACGACGUGUCGGGGCUGGCGCCGUCGCAGGUGGCGGGCGUGGCACAGUGGCGCCAAUUCUACGUGGAGCGCUACAAGCAGGUGGGCGUGCUGGCCGGGCGGUACUACGACGACCGCGGGGAGGCCACGGCGGCGCUGCGCAGCGUGGAGGCCGCGCUGGAGGAGGCCGCGCACGAGGACGCGCGCAGAAAGGAGGAGGAGAAGCAGUACCCCGCCUGCAACUCGCGCUGGUCACAGGCGGCCGGGGGGGAGGUGUGGUGUGAUAAAGGGUUUCCAAGACAGUUCUUCUCGGGCAGCGAGCAUCUUGGCACUCGUUGCGCUUGUGUACAAGCUCAAGAUCUCGACCGGCCAGAUCUUCGCCAAUACGCAUCUUGCGAGAAGUACGACAACAGGUGCAAGACAUCUUAGGUACUGUGGCCGUUAUGAUUCAGAUUCCGCGAUAACGGUUUCUUACUCAAUCAACAAAUUGCAUUGUAUGAGGCAUUGCAUGAGGCAUUGAGAAGGUUCCAAACUUCCAAUUCGAGAAAGAAGGAACAAAUAGUGGGGCCCAAGUCGGUCUUUUGAAUCGAUAUUAUUUCAUGUAUCUGGCUUGCUCAGUCGGACUCAAGGGCCGCUACAGUAAGCCUGUCGGCUUCAUGCAUAGUCGCGGC
This is a messenger RNA of Klebsormidium nitens, 1221 nucleotides long. Lineage: Eukaryota; Viridiplantae; Streptophyta; Klebsormidiophyceae; Klebsormidiales; Klebsormidiaceae. The record is from the annotation of a GenBank genome assembly.